This is a messenger RNA of Closterium sp. Naga37s-1, 330 nucleotides long. NCBI's taxonomy places the organism in Eukaryota, Viridiplantae, Streptophyta, Zygnematophyceae, Desmidiales, Closteriaceae. The record is from the annotation of a GenBank genome assembly.
AUGGCUCGGACGUUGAGAUCUCGUUGUAGGGUGCUUGCCGCUGUCCUCCUGGCUGCCGUCAUUGUCGCGGAUGCCAGUGCAAGCGACCAUAGAUAUGGCCAAGGGGACAGCGUGCCUUUCUACGUGAACAAAGUCGGUCCCUUCAGCAACCCGAGGCAGGUUACGGGGAUGGGAUUGCCAGGCAGUUUUCUCACCUCCCAGCAUUUGGCGAGGAUGGGGGGGAAGACGUCAGUGUUUGGCAGUUUCAGGAGUGCGUGUGAGUUGUGUGCGCGCUCGAUGCGGUUGGCUCCUCGCUUCUCGGAAACGUGUAGGGUUACCGUUACCGCUUGA